UGAGCGAGCUCCCUACCUCCUGCCCCCAGAGUCCCUUGGCUCCUGCCUGAGAAGCGCCCUUCUUCCCCAGCAGUGGCUGUCCCCGCUGGCCCUAUCCAAGGAGCGGCUGCUCCUGUACCUUUCCCUCGGGGGUGCCUGCCCCUUCUCUGCAAUAGCUGCAUGGGCCCAGCCAUGCCCCGGGUUCCAGCAAGGGGGGAGCCUGGUUCUCUCAGAACUGCCUUCUGGUUUGCGUUUAAAUGGCCUGGAUCUCAAGAGCAGUGACAGCUUCCAGCCUUGUCAAAAUGGGUGGAGGGAGGUGUCGGUCAGGGUAGUUAACUCACUUCUGCGUAAUCACACCUUUUGUUCCUAAUGUGGAUGCAUUGCAACACCUUUUAGUCUUCUUGACCAGCCUUGGGUGGUACUCAGCCUGCCCCGUUGAGGUCAAAGGCAUUGCUGUGCAGCUACCCCAAAAAGGAGAUUGCUGUUAGUUAAUGCUCCCUGACCCAUUUUUCUAGUGUAGCCAAGCUCUUAAAGUGAAAGGACUAUGGCAUCAGAGCAAACCAAGGAUGAGGUGCCUGUUCCUGAGAAUUCCACUGCUGGCCAACUGGUCCCACGAGAAUCAGACCCAUACAAAGACCUCGACAAUUUGUCUGUGAGCAUAAGUGACCUUUCUAUACAAGAAAAUGAUCCCCUAUCAUUGGAAGCUGCUGAUCAUAGCCAACCAAUAACAAGUGAGAGUACAGGAGAUGCUCAUUCAGGAGGAGCAGAAAGAGAUCCUGGGAUAUUGCUGACCGAUGCGUCUCUGCUGGCUGCAGAAAACAAAGGAGAAGAACCUAUGCCCAGAGUGGUAGGACACUCUGGUGCUGUUUCCAGAGAGACACAGAGGUGUUCCUCAACUGAAGAGCUGUAUCAGUCUGAUUCAGAGGGUUCAGACAGUGCGAUGGAAGAAGAGAGAACCUUGCUGCCUGGGGAAAAUCUGCAAACAGUUUCUCUGCACUUCCAGGUUGACGUCCAUGCAGAACAGCAACGUGCUACCAAUAAUUGCUCUGAAGGUGAACUGGAAGCUUCACACUUGCAGCAGGCCAGAGGGGAUGGGGCUCUGGAGCUGGACAGUAAACUCCUGGAGGUGCCACCAAAUGGGGAGAAUGGGAUUGAAAACAACAGAGUUGAGCAGGACUCAGAUCAGGAAGCUUCAUCCCAGAAGCCCUCUCAGAACAUUGCAGUGCAGACUGACUUCAAGACUGCUGAUCUGGAGGUGAACACCGAUCAAGAUAUUGAAAAGAACUUGGGCAAAAUGAUGUCUGAAAGGGCCUUGUUGAAGGAACGUUACCAGGAAGUGCUAGACAAACAGAGGCAGGUGGAGAAUCAACUCCAGGUGCAGCUCAAGCAGCUCCAGCAACGAAGGGAAGAAGAGAUGAAGAAUCACCAGGAGAUCCUGAAGGCCAUUCAGGAUGUGACGAUCAAACGAGAAGAGACCAAGAAGAAGAUGGAGAAAGAGAAGAAAGAAUUCUUGCAAAAGGAGCAGGAUCUGAAAGCCGAAAUUGAGAAGCUCUGUGAGAAAGGCAGAAGGUUACUGAAAGAACAGGAGGAGAAGGAAAAUAAAAUUGUUUCUCUAAUCGCAGAGCAGUCUGAUGAAAAGGAGGUAUGGGAGAUGGAACUAGAUAAGCUGAAGAACCAGCACAAUGAGAUCAAUAGGAACAUCCUGGAGGAAACAGAAAGGGCUUGGAAAGCAGAGAUAUUGUCUUUGGAGAGCCGGAAGGAGCUGCUGGUUCUGAAACUAGAAGAAGCCGAAAAAGAGGCGGAGCUACACCUCACCUACCUCAAGUCAGCGCCACCCACGCUGGAGACCAUGCGACCCAAGCAGGAGUGGGAAAUGAGGCUGAACAGGAUACGAAUGACCAAAGAAAGUGUCCGGGACCAGUUCAAUGGUCACAUUCAGCUGGUGAGGAAUGGAGCAAAGCUGAGCAGCCUGCCACAGAUCCCAACUCCCACCCUGCCACCACCCCCAUCUGAGACAGAGUUUAUGAUGCCGGCAUUUCAGCCCAAUCCAUCCCUUACCCCCAGGCUCCCGUUCCCCAUUGGGCCGGUCCCAGUUCCCAUGGUCAUGCCCAGUGCUGAUCCUCGGGCGCUCUCUUUCCCACUCCUUAACCCUGUCAUCUCCAGGCCUAAUCAGCCCUCACCCCCUCUGCCUGCUUCCCAAGGGAGGAACAGCCCCGUACUGGCAUCUCUUGUUAGCACCCACGGCCCUCACAUGACAUCUGCUGCCUCUAUCCCACCUCCGCCAGGGCUCGGAGGAGUCAAGGGUGCUCAUGAGUUUCACAGGCCACAGCCAGUCGAUAAGCUGGAAAAGAUCCUGGAGAAGCUCUUGGCUCGAUUUCCCCAGUGUAACAAGGCCCAGCUGACGAACAUACUGCAGCAGAUCAAGACAGUGAGGAGAACCAUGGCAGGGCUGACCAUGGAAGAGCUGAAUCAGCUGGUAGCCGCAAAGCUGGCCGAGCAUCAGGGCGCAGCAGUGGGUGCUCAGCCACUUGGCCGAACCAGGGCCCCCAUGUUUCCUGCUCCUCUGCCCCAGAUCAGCACCCCUAUGUUCCUGCCACCGGCUCAGGUGUCUUACCCAGGGACACCAUCACAUGCCCCUGCUACCUGUAAGCUGUGUCUAAUGUGCCAGAAACUCGUGCAGCCCAGUGAGCUCCACCCGAUGGCCUGUUCUCACGUGCUCCACAAGGAGGUGUCUCACUACCUUAUGCACAGGGAGAGACUCUGUUCCUCAUGUGCUUAGCUCCUUGGAUGAAAGGACUAUCCUGAUAGGGGCUGGGCCUCGUGAGCUCCAGACAUGAUGCCAUUUCUCUCCCACACCCGUCUAGGCCAUAGCACUUCGUGCUCCAGUGGGAGAAGGCAUGGGCAGCUCACGAAAUGACUUUCCUAUAGUAGUGUCAUUCCAUAGUACCUACUCCCUUAGCUUAAAAUAGACAAACUACCUGUAGCCAAAG
Messenger RNA from Chelonoidis abingdonii (Abingdon island giant tortoise), 2969 nucleotides. NCBI's taxonomy places the organism in Eukaryota, Metazoa, Chordata, Testudines, Testudinidae. The record is from RefSeq and is a predicted model, not a curated record.